AUGACUGAUGUCCACAAUCAGCAACUGACUUCACAGCUUGACACUGAACGCCCACCACCCCCGCUGAAGCGCUCAAGGACGAUGUCUCCUGACCGCCCCAACCUUCUAUCUCUCACUGUAAGCUUCCGUGGCAAGCAGCAUGUCCUGUCGUUGCUGCCGGACAGCACCCUCUCCGCACUGUAUGCUCAAUUGGAGGAGCUUACGCAAGUCCCCCCGCCGUUGCAGAAGCUUUUGUUCAAGGGAAAGAAACUGACCGGAGGCAGUGGGGAUCAGGAUAUCUCCUUAGGACAGGCAGGCCUGAAGGAUGGGACGAAGAUACAAUUGGUCGCUCCGACGCCGCAAGAACUGGAGGGUAUGAGGACGGUGGAGAACGAGAAUCAGAGGAGAGAGAGAAUCAUGAGGGAGAGAGCGUUGAAGGCGCCUGUGAAGCUACGAUCCACUGGCUCAGGUCCCAUCGUGUCCCUCUCGUCCUUGUCUUCGCCAUCCUUACAACACCGAUUCCACGACCUGAAAGCGCUGGAUCAUCUCCCAAAUCCCGACAAGGCACUGUCCCUCCUCAGGAAACUGUCAGAGGACCCGGCGAUUAAACAUGUCAUGGAGAAACACAAGUUCGCCGUGGGUCUCUUGACAGAGCUAGCUCCUCAUGAACAUCCUAAAUUGCUCGGCCUCAACCAGAAUGCGGGCCAGACUAUCCUGUUGCGAUUGCGGACAGACAAGUAUGAUGGAUUCCGGCUGUACAAGGACAUUAGGAUGGUUCUUUGCCACGAGUUGACGCAUAAUGUUUGGGGAGAUCAUGACGAGAAUUUCAAAGAACUCAACUCGAAACUCAACCGCGAAGUCGCUGAAUACGAACGUUCAGUGUCAGCUGGCACACACUAUCUCUCUGGUGGUCCCGAUGUGUACCAGCCUUCGUCAGAGCUAGAAGCAGAGGCCCGAGCUCUUACUCUUGGAGGCUCCGGAGCUUCUGCCGGCCCUUCGUCCUUCAAUGAAGAAACUCAGGAAGAACGGAGACAGAAACUGCUCCAGGCUACGAUGAACCGGCUACGGAAGGAGGAAGAGGAGAUUGAAUACUCAUGCGGGACUGGCAAAUCGACUGCAUAA
This is a messenger RNA of Cyclocybe aegerita, 1101 nucleotides long. The record is from the annotation of a GenBank genome assembly. Lineage: Eukaryota; Fungi; Basidiomycota; Agaricomycetes; Agaricales; Hemipholiotaceae.